Messenger RNA from Iphiclides podalirius (scarce swallowtail), 1008 nucleotides. The record is from the annotation of a GenBank genome assembly. NCBI's taxonomy places the organism in Eukaryota, Metazoa, Arthropoda, Insecta, Lepidoptera, Papilionidae.
AUGUACACAUUUGAUUACGAAAUAAAGCUGUGUGACACCGCUGAUGGCGGGAAAGCGCCGCGGAUCGCCCUAAACGAUGGCAACACUAUGCCCGUCCUCGGGUUGGGCACGUUCCUAGGUUUCGAUGAGAAAGGGCAGAAAGAAGUUAAAGAGAACGAAGUGGAGCUUCCAGUGUUGUGGGCCCUCAACUCAGGAUACAGAUUAAUUGACACGGCGUCUGCUUACCACAACGAAGAGCAGGUUGGGAGGGGAGUACAAAAGUCGAAAGUGCCCCGGGAACAUGUUUUUAUCGUCACAAAGCUUGGUUUAAACGAGCAGCGGCACGUCGUCGAGUUCUUGCAGGCGUCCCUUUCACGGCUGAACACGUCCUACGUGGAUCUCUAUCUCAUCCACAACCCCGUGGCGUUGAAGCCUGACGACAGCGGCUACGACGUGGUGGACUACCUGGACACGUGGAAGAGUAUGGAGGAGGCCAAGAGGCUCGGACUGGCGAAGUCCAUUGGCAUCUCGAACUUCAACGCCAGCCAGAUCGAGCGGCUCCUGGCCAACUGCGACGUGAAGCCGUCAGUUUUGCAAGUGGAAGUAAAUUUAAAUCUUGCCCAGAACAAACUGCUAGAACUCGCAAAGAGGGAGGGUAUAGCAGUGAUGGCAUACUCCCCCUUCGGAUCGCUGUUCAGCAGAAGCGGUGCACCGCCCCCGCCCAGGAGAGACCAUCCGACCCUGGUCAAGAUUGCCACCAAAUACGGGAAGACCACGCCCCAAAUCGUCUUACGUUAUCUGGUACAGCGAGGCGUCAUACCCAUACCAAAGACAACGCACAAAGAGCGCGUUGAAGAGAACAUAGAUGUAUUCGACUUCGAGUUGACAGCCGACGAGAUGAAGGAAUUAGCGGAGUUCAACAAGAACUACAGGGUUGUUUGGCCCAGUUUUUGGCAGGACCAUCCGUAUUAUCCAUUUGAGAAGAAGGACAAGCCCGAUCCAGACCUAUUCAAGAAUGGCCUUAAUGAA